GAACGGGGUGCUGGGUUGGUGUAUUCAUUGUUGCAUGCCGUGUGGGAGGGACAAUGUCUAUAUAGCAAAAUUGAGGACACCACACACACACACACACACACACACACACACACACAUAUAUAUACGAGGUUAGGUAAGGCCAAAGAGAGCAAGAGCAGAUGACAUGGGGCUAUUUUCCUUCUCCCGUUAUAUCAUUAUGGUAUUAUUACUCUCUGCAGCAAUCUUGGCCAUGCAGCCUUACCAAAUCAGUGCAGAUAAUACCAAAGCAGGAAAACUAGCUAGUGAUCACAGACUCCCGCCAAGUCCUCCCCCUCCUCCACUUUCAAACGUGGGUCCUCAUAUUUACAAGCCACCCCCAGCGCCAUCGCCACCACCACCGCCACUGCUACCGCCACCACCACUUCAUAUUGGAGCAAGAAAACUACUAGUUAAUUUCGCGCAACAUCGCACCUUGCCAAGUGGCCCCACUUCACCAACGGCAAACCAGCGAAUAACUCAUUUGCCAUAACAUCGAUCAUCCUAAACGUAAGUGCACCAAAACCAAAAACCGGACAACCUCUGCAUGCAUAUCCAUGCAUACGUACGUACAUAUAUGGUUAUAUAUAUGUUAGCCCUCAUGCAUGUAAAUUAGGUGUACUGAAGUCUCUAAUAUAUCUUUAUUAGAAGAGAGUGACAAAGAGUUUGAUUAGCAUACGUUAUUAAAGCAUUAAGAGUGGAAUAUUUCUACAUCCUUUUUAUGGGAUCAAUAUAUAUAUAUAUGAUGUAAGAUUUGAGUGUUUCUCAAUGGUA
This is a messenger RNA of Carya illinoinensis, 789 nucleotides long. RefSeq names its product seroin-like. Lineage: Eukaryota; Viridiplantae; Streptophyta; Magnoliopsida; Fagales; Juglandaceae. The transcript has 3 exons. The coding region runs from base 164 to 508 and encodes 114 amino acids. The record is from RefSeq and is a predicted model, not a curated record.